AUGUCGCUUCCCCCCUUCGCUGCUUCGCUGCUCUUCAUUGUCACCAACGCUCGCACCCGCAUCUCUCUUCCCUACACCUGCGCUGGAGGAGGCGGCUUACUCAACCGCAUGUUCGGUUCCGGAAAGGAAGACGAAGUUGCUCCCGCAGACGGUCCGACAGCUGGCGACAACACAAAGCCCGCCGCAGCGACUGCCCCACCUACAACUUCAAUGCCCGCCGACGACGCCUCUCUAAGCAGCGCGAAGCUGUCCGGCAACGGGGCUGCUUCAACCGACAGAAAGGGCAGUGAUGUCGGGUCCACGCCCACCGCAGAGAAGAAGCGGCGGAGUUCUGGUGUGAGUCGCGCGCGGGAUAUGUUUUCAAGCGCAAAGAAUUCACUCCACCUAAGCGGCUCUCCCCCAACGUCCAAAUCAGUCGCAUCGGAGAAGGCAGAGAAGAGCAGUCCGCAAACACCCAUACAAAAGCUGGGCAAGACUGAUGCGGCAUUAAGUGUUCCCCAGGGCUCGCUCAACAACUCGGCCGGCGAGUCUGCGCCAGGCCCACGGUCUACUUUCCGCGUCGGUGUCACUGAGGACAAGAAUAAAAAAUGCAGGCGUACUAUGGAGGACACACAUGCAUACCUGUACAACUUUCUCAGCACACCCGCACCGUCCUAUGGCCAGGAGCCGCGCGGUUCCACGUCCGACGCAGGCUCAAUUCAGACAGACGUGUCAUUGCAACAGGUCGUUGAGACCGACAAUGGAUAUUUUGCCAUUUUCGACGGCCACGCUGGUACUUUUGCCGCUGACUGGUGCGGAAAGAAGCUGCAUUUGAUCCUCGAGGAGACGAUAAGGAAGAACCCGAACACGCCCAUCCCAGAGUUACUGGACCAGACUUUCACGGUUGUCGACCAGCAGCUUGAGAAAUUGCCCCUUAAGAAUAGCGGAUGCACUGCAGUCAUCGCCGUGUUGAGGUGGGAGGACAGGAUACCCAAUGCGCAAUCGUCGACCGGCUCGGUACUGUUCGCUCCAGCCGCUGUCUCUGCUAUUAAGAAUGCGGAAGGUGGCGAGGAUGCCCCAGUCUCGGACCCUGCGAGCGAGCAGGCUGUGGAGACAAAACUACGCAGUGAGGCCAGUCGCCAGAGGGUACUCUACACAGCAAACGUGGGCGAUGCGCGCAUUGUCCUCUGCCGUAACGGCCGCGCGCUUCGACUUUCGUACGAUCACAAAGGCAGUGACGAGAAUGAAGGGCGUCGCGUAGCAAACGCUGGAGGUUUGAUACUCAACAACCGCGUCAAUGGUGUACUUGCUGUCACUCGAGCACUUGGUGAUGCGUACAUGAAGGACUUGGUGACUGGCCACCCCUACACUACCGAGACUGUGAUACAGGCGGAUCAGGACGAAUUUAUGAUUCUUGCCUGUGACGGACUUGUUGAAUAUGCCCUUGCGCGUUUUUCGACCGACAAUCUGUCUUGUAUGGUUGUCCGUUUUGACAACAAGGCGCUCCGACAGCGCAAGAACGAGGCGACCAUUGGUGUUGAUGGGGACCAGGCGUCAACGAAGGGUGGAGUUACGGAAGCAGACGCCAUUGUUGCGCAAGCAAGGAGGUCAAUGGACGAGGCCAGCCAGUCGACGGAGAGUGCCGCGAAGGAAAUAAUCAUGGAAGAGUCGGAGGCGGAACCAGGUCCUGAGCUCAACCUUGAGGCAGCCAAGGCAGCACAAAAGAACAAGGUGUAA
Parastagonospora nodorum SN15 is the source of this 1716-nucleotide messenger RNA. RefSeq lists its product as hypothetical. Gene Ontology annotation, biological process: protein dephosphorylation. The transcript is spliced from 3 exons. Bases 1 to 1716 code for a protein of 571 amino acids. Lineage: Eukaryota; Fungi; Ascomycota; Dothideomycetes; Pleosporales; Phaeosphaeriaceae. The record is from RefSeq and is a predicted model, not a curated record. Gene Ontology annotation, molecular function: protein serine/threonine phosphatase activity; cation binding.